Aureobasidium pullulans EXF-150 is the source of this 1649-nucleotide messenger RNA. Its product is annotated as sugar transporter family protein. The transcript has 2 exons. Bases 31 to 1533 code for a protein of 500 amino acids. Gene Ontology annotation, cellular component: plasma membrane. NCBI's taxonomy places the organism in Eukaryota, Fungi, Ascomycota, Dothideomycetes, Dothideales, Saccotheciaceae. The record is from RefSeq and is a predicted model, not a curated record. Gene Ontology annotation, molecular function: secondary active monocarboxylate transmembrane transporter activity. Gene Ontology annotation, biological process: plasma membrane lactate transport.
CUCGAACAGACAGAUACAUCCACCGCAGCAAUGGAAAAGGACUACCCUCACGCUGAGCACCAGGAGGGCUUGCCCGGUACUGGCGAAACCAACGAGAAGAUGUCUGCCGGACGUUAUCUGGCUACGAGAAUCUCGACGCUCAAGCCUCCGAUGACCAAGGUCAGAAACCCGAUUAGUCUUCUGAGAAUGCUCAACACACAACAAUGGCUCUUCUUCUCUGUCGCAUUCAUCGCAUGGACCUGGGACGCCUUCGACUUCUUUACUGUGUCACUCACCGUCUCCGACCUAGCUAAGGACUUUGGAAAGACCACAAAGGACAUCACCUGGGGUAUUACUCUUGUAUUGAUGUUCCGUUCCGUUGGCUCUAUCAUCUUCGGUAUUGCAGCAGAUCGCUAUGGAAGAAAAUGGCCCUUCGUUGUCAACAACAUGCUUUUCAUUGUCCUUGAACUUGGCACAGGGUUCUGCCAAACCUAUAACCAGUUCCUUGCCGUUCGUGCUCUCUUCGGUAUCGCAAUGGGUGGACUGUACGGCAACGCUGCUGCUACCGCACUGGAAGAUGUUCCUGACGAAGCACGCGGUAUCAUCUCUGGCAUGCUACAACAGGGAUACGCCUUCGGAUACCUGUUGGCAGUAGUGUUUGCGCGUGGUCUUGUCAAUACUACUCCCCAUGGAUGGCGCCCCCUUUUCUGGUUCGGCGCAUGCCCCCCUGUUCUGAUCAUUCUGUUCAGGCUGUGCCUCCCUGAAACCCAGGCAUACCGCGAGCGCCAGGCCGUGCGCGAGUCCGGAAGCCCAAGUGUUGGUAGCACCUUCAUUGCCGAAGGAAAGGUUGCCCUGAAACGCCAUUGGAUGCUUCUUACUUAUAUGGUCCUCCUUAUGGCUGGAUUCAACUUCAUGUCCCAUGGCUCGCAGGAUCUGUACCCUACCAUGCUCAAGAACCAGUACAGCUUCGAUGCGAACUCUGUGACCAUCACUCAAGUUGUGGCCAAUUUGGGAGCGAUUGCAGGUGGUACAACCAUGGGCUACUGCUCAACCAUCUUCGGUCGUCGUCUUACCAUCAUCGUCGCAUGCGUAGUAGGUGGUAGUCUACUCUACCCUUACACCUUCACGUCAAGCAAAGCCGUCAUGGCCGCCGCAUUCUUCGAGCAAUUCUGCGUCCAAGGAGCAUGGGGAGUCAUCCCCAUCCACCUUAUGGAGCUUUCGCCUGGAGCUUUCAGAACCUUUGUUGUCGGUACUUCCUACCAGCUUGGUAACCUUGCUUCCAGCGCAAGUUCGACCAUCGAGGCCCAGAUUGGUGAGCAGUUUCCUCUUCCUCCUAAAGGCAAGGUUGAGAGGUAUCAGUACGGAAAGGUUAUCUGUAUCUUCUUAGGCUGUGUCUAUGCCUACGUUAUUGUCCUCACACUCCUCGGCCCCGAGUUCAAGGGCCGUGACAUGAGCGUUCACAACGAUGAAGAUACUGCAGAGGCCCUCGGACAGACCACCUACCACGAGAAGCGUCAAGACUCCGAGUACGCCGACCGCAUCGAGCGUGCCUGAGAUAGCAGGAACUGAUGUCGUUUCGUUGGGCCGGAGAUGCCAGUUUAUGAAUGUCCUUUUUUGAUACAAUUUUGUCAAGAUACCACGAUAAGAAUGAAAUUUCUCUCAUACCAAAG